Messenger RNA from Rangifer tarandus platyrhynchus (Svalbard reindeer), 2025 nucleotides. NCBI's taxonomy places the organism in Eukaryota, Metazoa, Chordata, Mammalia, Artiodactyla, Cervidae. The record is from the annotation of a GenBank genome assembly.
AUGGCCGCGCUCCGCGCAGCGCUCGCGGCCUCGCUCGCGGUCGCCCGCGCCCGGCCGCCGCCCCUCGCCUGCCGUCCGCCUCCCGCCCGCUGCUCCGCGUUGGCCGGCGCCAUGGAGCCCGCGCCCCGCUGGCUGGCCGGGCUGCGCUUCGACAACCGCGCCCUGCGCGCGCUGCCGGUGGAGACGCCGCCGCCCGGUCCCGAGGGCGCCCCGUCCGCGCCGCGGCCGGUGCCCGGCGCCUGCUUCAGCCGCGCGCGGCCCGAACCCCUGCGGCGGCCGCGAGUCGUGGCGCUGUCGGAGCCCGCGCUGGCGCUGCUGGGCCUGGGCGCGCCGCCCGCCGCCGCCGCCGCCCGCGAGGCGCGCGAGGCCGAGGCCGCGCUCUUCUUCAGCGGCAACGCGCUGCUGCCGGGCGCCGAGCCCGCCGCUCACUGUUACUGCGGCCACCAGUUCGGCCAGUUCGCGGGGCAGCUGGGCGACGGCGCCGCCAUGUACCUGGGAGAGGUGUGCACCGAGGCCGGCGAGCGCUGGGAGCUGCAACUCAAGGGCGCGGGGCCCACGCCCUUCUCCAGACAGGCCGACGGCCGCAAGGUGCUGCGCUCCAGCAUCCGCGAGUUCCUGUGCAGCGAGGCCAUGUUCCACCUGGGCAUCCCCACCACGCGGGCCGGUGCCUGCGUCACGUCCCAGUCCACCGUUGUGCGUGACAUCUUCUACGACGGGAACCCCCGGCCCGAGCCAUGCGCCGUGGUGCUGCGCCUGGCCCCCACGUUCCUCAGGUUCGGAUCGUUCGAGAUCUUCAAGCCCAGAGACGAGCACACGGGCCGCGCAGGCCCCAGCGUGGGGAGGGACGACAUCCGGCUGCAGAUGCUCGACUACGUCAUCAGCACCUUCUACCCCGAGAUCCAGGCCACUCACCCUGGGGACCCUGUGCAGAGGCACGCCGCCUUCUUCCGGGAGGUGACUCGGCGCACGGCCCGGCUGGUGGCUGAGUGGCAGUGCGUGGGCUUCUGCCACGGCGUGCUCAACACGGACAACAUGAGCAUCGUGGGGCUCACCAUCGACUACGGGCCCUUCGGCUUCCUGGACAGGUACGACCCUGAUCACGUGUGCAACGCCUCCGACACCGCCGGGCGCUACGCGUACAGCAAGCAGCCUGAGGUGUGCAAGUGGAACCUGCAGAAGCUGGCCGAGGCCCUGGACCCCGCGCUGCCCCUCGAGCUGGCCGAGGCCAUCCUGGCGGAGGAGUUCGAUGCCGAGUUCAGCCGGCACUACCUGCAGAAGAUGCGCCGGAAGCUGGGCCUCAUGCAGACCGAGCAGGAGGGGGAUGGCGCCCUGGUGGCCCAGCUCCUGGAGACCAUGCACCUGACCGGGGCUGACGUCACAAACUCCUUCUACUUGCUGAGCUCCCUCCCGGCCGCGCCCGAGCCCCCAGACCUGGAUGAGUUCCUGGCCGCGCUGACUGCACAGUGUGCCUCCCUGGAGGAGCUGAGGCUCGCCUUCCGACCCCAGAUGGAUCCCCGGCAGCUGUCCAUGAUGCUCAUGCUGGCGCAGUCAAACCCGCAGCUCCUGGCGCUCAUCGGCACGCGGGCGAGCCUGGCUCGGGAGCUGGAGCGCGUGGAGCAGCAGUCUCGGCUGGAGCAGCUGAGCGAGGCGGAGCUGCACGUCAGGAACAGGAGCACCUGGGCCGCGUGGCUCGGCGACUACAGGGCCCGGCUGGAGAAGGACCGGGAGGCCAGCAGCGACGCGGCCGCCUGGCAGGCUGAGCGGGUGCGCAUUAUGCGCGCCAACAACCCCAAGUACGUGCUGAGGAACUACAUCGCGCAGGGCGCCAUCGAAGCUGCGGAGAGUGGCGACUUCUCGGAGGUGCGGCGGGUGCUGAAGCUGCUGGAGACACCUUACGGCGGGGAGGUGGAGGCCGCCGAGCCCGAGGAGGCCAGCGAGGCGGCCGAGCCCCGCGGGGCAGCCGACCGGCGGCGCUCCUAUAGCAGCAAGCCCCCGCUCUGGGCGGCGGAGCUGUGCGUGACGUGA